AUGUCUAUGGUCAGCUGGCUUCGCCAUUGUGGCCAUGGACAUUUAAUAGAUGAACAAAAUCAAUCGUCUCAUAUUGGCCCAUCGAUAUCGCCACCGCCACCACCAAUACCUCCACGUGAUUAUAAUAGAAUUGAUCCUUAUUGUGAUUCAUAUAAUCGUUCAAUGUCUUUUUCUCGAAAUGAGAAUUUCGGCACUUAUCCACGUGAUCCUCCAUAUAGACCUGAAAAUUUUAUUUCAUCUCCUACACAAUUUUUAGCACCACAUACCAAUCAAUCACAUUUUGAUCCGGAUAUUGAAGCUAUGAAAUGUGAUCCAAAUACUCGUGUUGUACAAAAACCAGCACAAGAUAACGUCGUAUACAAACAACGAGUUUUUGUAAGAUACUUACAACCUCCAACUCCACCUCCUAGUGGAGCAAUUAUUGUACGAGAAAAACAACCACCACAACCACCUCCUGAUUCACCUCUCGUUAUCAAACGUGCUCAACCUCCACCUCCAACUCCACCACCGAUUACUAUUCGUGAACGUCCACCACCAAUGCCACCACCUGAAGGUACUACUGUUAUUAAUAAAAUGAUUCCAGCUCCAGCAAAACCUUCACGUCAAGUAAUUGUUCAACAAUAUCCUCAGUUACCACCCAAACCUCAAGAUGUUAUUAUAGAACGAUGGCUUCCUGUGCCAAUACGUAAACGACGUAUUUUUUAUGAACGUUUACCUGCUCCUGUUAAUCCACCAACACCGGUAAGACCAAUGAUUGUUCAAUAUAGUCAACCAAAAAUAUGUAUUCAACGUGAAGUUCGUACUGAACCUUGCGUGCAAUCUCCUUGUCAACCAGUAUCAUGUCAUACGAAUAUAAAACAACAUAUAUGUUCAACAUUAGCACCUUCAUCUAUGAUGUCAUAUAAUCCGUGUUCAACCUUACAACAAAGUCAUUGUUGUACGAGUCAACCUCAAUCAAAUAUUGUGAUUAUGCAAAAACAACAACCAAAUACAAUAUCUUCAUCAUGUUGUGCAAUGCCAUUAACUUGUGUAUGUUCAGCAAAGUCAACCACUGGAUUAGGUGCUUAUGGUUGUGGUAUAACAACUAUGCCAACUGUUGGCCCUUGUGGUACACAAAGAAUGGUUUAUGAUGUACCUGAAAAUGUUCCCAUUGAUAAUGUUAUUCGCCAAUUUGGUAUUGAUCCAUGUUGUAUCCAACGUCCACCAAAUAUGGUUGCAUGCGUGUAA
This is a messenger RNA of Rotaria sp. Silwood2, 1227 nucleotides long. The record is from the annotation of a GenBank genome assembly. NCBI's taxonomy places the organism in Eukaryota, Metazoa, Rotifera, Eurotatoria, Philodinida, Philodinidae.